Messenger RNA from Labeo rohita (rohu), 781 nucleotides. Its product is annotated as sialoadhesin. Bases 1 to 738 code for a protein of 245 amino acids. The transcript has 6 exons. The record is from RefSeq and is a predicted model, not a curated record. Lineage: Eukaryota; Metazoa; Chordata; Actinopteri; Cypriniformes; Cyprinidae.
AUGCUGGCGGCUUUUCCUGUUCUCUGUCAAAUAAUAAACUAUUUUAAUAAACAAUAUUUAUUAAACAUCUGUGUUUCUCAGAGAGGCUGCUGGGAUGUGACUUACACCUCUAGAAGAGUCUGUGCUUUGGUGAACUCAACAGUAGAAAUUUCCUGCACAUACUCACAUCCCUCUGGUCAUACUGUAAAUAAAACAUUCUGGCAUUACGGUCCAUCUGGGGUCUUCAAGGAUCUGCGUGAGGAGCAUCAGUUUGCUGGUCGUGUGGAGUAUGUGGGGAACAAACUGAGAAUCAAAGAUCUCAAGAUCAGUGACUCUGGAGAAUAUCAAUUCAGGAUCAUCACAGACAAAAUAAACGGCAAAUACUCUGGAUCACCUGGAGUCAUUCUUACUGUUACAGGUACACAGAUAAAAAGAAGUCCAGCUGCUGUAUCAGAGGGACAGGAAGUGAUAUUAAGCUGUUCAACUAAAUGCACUCUGAAUGACAAUCAUACUUACAUCUGGUACAAGAACGGACGACAGGUAACGGAUGGAUUCACUAAAGUCAACAAGCUGUACCUGGACUCAGUCAGCAAUGAAGAGCUUCAACAGUAUUCCUGUGCUGUAGGAGAUGCAGUGAACAGCACAGUGUUCAGCCAUUAUACAGUCACUCUGCUGCUGUUUUUAACUCAGUUUCUCAUAAUAGCAGCUCUGUGGAUGUGGUUUUCCUUCAAAAUGUAUCUCACUUCAAAACCAGACUGAAAACAAAAGUGAAGGUAAGAAAUUAUACCUGGAUAAACACCCU